UCCCCUCAUCUCCAAAUUCUCAACUAUAUGAUCAUCUAUCUACACCCAUGGCAACUCUUUCUGCUCUUUCCUAUUCUUCGAUCCCAUACAGAUACAGAUACAGUUGCAGAUGCGGGAGAAGCCUCUUCGUUUUUCCACUCAGCCACCGAAACGGCCAUCUUUCCGUUUCUCUGCGCUCAAAACAUGCUUCGUUGUUGAAACCCCUCAACUGCUCCCUGAAACAAGACGACUACCAGCACCAAACCCACUCCGCUGACUCUAACUCUGACUCUGACUCUGACUCUGCUACUGCGGUUGCCGUUUCCCCUGAUGGGAAUCCUACGAAUGAGAGCCACAAAGAAGAAGAUGGGGAGCAAAAGGAGAAACAAGAACAGGAAACGGAUUGGAAGACGGAUGAGGAGUUCAAGAAGUUCAUGGGCAACCCUUCGAUCGAGGCCGCCAUCAAGCUUGAGAAGAAGAGGGCCGACACCAAGCUCAAGCAGCUAAGCAGAGAAUCAAGCGGUGCUACUAAUCCCCUUGUGGCUCUUCUGAAUACCUUACGCCGUGAUACUCUAACCAAGGAAAAGGAGAGGUUGGAGAAAGCAGAGCAAACCUUCAGGGCUCUUGAUCUUAACAAGUUGAAGAGUUGCUUUGGCUUUGACACUUUCUUUGCAACCGAUGUUCGAAGGUUCGGAGAUGGAGGCAUCUUCAUCGGCAACUUGAGGAGACCCAUCGAUGAAGUCAUUCCCAGGUUGGAGAAGAAGCUCUCCGAUGCUGCUGGCCGUGAGGUCGUCCUUUGGUUCAUGGAAGAGAAAACAAAUGACAUUACCAAGCAGGCUUGUGUGGUGCAACCCAAAGCAGAAAUAGAUCUCCAAUUUGAGUCAACUAAGCUGAGUAAUCCCUUGGGCUAUCUUAGCGCCAUUGCAUUAUCUGUUACUACCGUUGGGACAAUUGCUCUCAUGAGUGGCUUCUUCCUCAAACCGGACGCAACAUUGGAUGAUUAUAUAGCUAAUGUUGCACCUUUGUUUGGUGGGUUCUUAUCUAUUCUAGGCGUUUCUGAGAUAGCAACGAGAGUAACGGCAGCUCGUUAUGGUGUGAAACUGAGCCCGUCGUUCUUGGUUCCAUCAAAUUGGACAGGGUGCUUGGGAGUGAUGAACAACUACGAAAGCCUGCUCCCAAACAAGAAAGCACUGUUUGAUAUUCCAGUGGCCCGAACAGCGAGUGCAUAUUUGACAUCACUAGUGCUUGCAGUAGCGGCAUUCGUAGCAGAUGGAAGCUUCAAUGGAGGGGAGAAUGCACUGUACAUAAGGCCGCAGUUCUUCUACAACAACCCGUUGCUGUCAUUCAUCCAGCUGGUAAUAGGGCCGUACACGGAUGAUCUUGGGAAUGUGCUGCCGUACGCGGUGGAGGGAGUGGGAGUGCCUGUGGAUCCGCUUGCAUUUGCGGGGCUGUUGGGGAUGGUGGUGACGUCAUUGAACCUCUUGCCAUGCGGGAGACUAGAGGGAGGGCGCAUUGCGCAGGCCAUGUUUGGGAGAAGCACAGCUGCAAUCUUGUCUUUUGGGACGUCGCUGUUGCUUGGGAUCGGCGGGCUGAGUGGGAGCGUUCUGUGUCUGGCAUGGGGCUUGUUUGCAACCUUCUUGAGGGGAGGAGAAGAGAUGCCUGCAAAGGACGAGAUUACCCCUCUCGGGGAAUCCAGAUUUGCUUGGGGUAUUGUCCUUGCGCUCAUCUCUUUCCUCACCCUCUUCCCCAACGGCGGCGGCACUUUCUCCUCUUCCUUCCUCUCUGCUCCCUUCUUCCGGGGAGACAUCUAGAUUUCUGCCAAUUUUGCUUGCUUAUAUUUCAAAUUUCAAUUCCAGCUAUUUAUGUAAAUGUGAUUCAUAUACAUUAUAAAAGGAAAUAAAUCAACAUGGAGCUA
Messenger RNA from Arachis ipaensis, 1894 nucleotides. RefSeq names its product ethylene-dependent gravitropism-deficient and yellow-green-like 3 (gene EGY3). NCBI's taxonomy places the organism in Eukaryota, Viridiplantae, Streptophyta, Magnoliopsida, Fabales, Fabaceae. The record is from RefSeq and is a predicted model, not a curated record.